UCUUCAUCAGCAGGCUGCAGGCCCAUAGUGAAGCGUGUUUGCACGUACUUUGCUUCUUCUCUUGUCUCCUUCCAUUGCAGCCAUGGAAACGACGAACCCAACCUAACCAUUCACACUGAUUCAGAGAUGAACAUUUGAAAUUGAAACUCAUCAAUGGCGAGUGCGCACUGCUCUGCAUUUUCCCUCAUUUCACCUUCCCCCACCAGACGAACCCUUCCUCUGAUUCUAGCUUCUUCAAAAACCCGGCACAGGAAAAACUAUCUGCGACCCAAAAUUCUCAAAACCCUAAACCCUAUAACACACCCAACAGCUCCACCUCUUCUCCCACCACCAGAAAACCCCGUCCUCUUCCCUCAAGAAGACGAGCUCUGUCGAGAGGCUCCCGCCGCCGACGAGGCGCGCAGCGAAGAUAUCGCCGGCGCUGCUGGAGAGACUGACAAGUUGGAGGAUUUGCAAGUUUCCGAGGCCGCUGUAGCUCACAAUGGUGUUUACCGGAAUGUUUCAGCCAAGGAUAUCUUCAAGUAUGGUGGUAUGUGUUUGGUUGGGGGUUUUGUGUUUCAGACGAUUUAUUCAGUUUGGAUUCUGAGUAACUAUGUUGCCAAUGAGAAAGAGGAGGAAUUGGAGGUGAGUGGAAGGGGGAAUAGGAACUAUGUUUUCGACGGGAAUGGGAAAACUGUGCCGGUUACUGGGGGAGGCAAUGGUUUUGAUGUGGAGCACCAGCUUGAAAUGGAAGAGAAAAUGAAGGAAAUUAAGUUAAUGGCGAGGGAAGUUCGGAGAGUCGAGUCGGAGAAGAAAGCGGAAGAGGAUGAGGGUGUUGAAGUUGAUGACGAAAGCUCGGCAUCUAGUAAUAGGUUUGGUAUUGAGAAAGAGAUUGGUGCACGGUUAUUGAAGCUGAAGGGUAGGAUUUCAGAUAGUGAUAAGGAUAGUUCAGCAGCGUUACGCGGUAAUGCUCGUGGAAACUCUGCUGCUGGAAUUGCUAGGGAUGGCAAUAAGGAUGUGAAUCAAGGAAAUGAGGCACUAGUGUUUAAGAAAAAGUUUAAGUAUAGAAGCCCUUCUACUAAGGUAAAAAAGGCUCCCAAGGGCUUUUCAGGGACCCGAGAUGGUAAGGCAUCUAAUACAAUAAAGGAGGGUUCUGCUGUUAAGAGUAUAACUCAAGAUUCUGGAAGUGAUGCAACUGAUCAUGAAGGAGUAUUAUGUGAAGAUAAGCAGGUGAAUCAACAGAAUGUUGUGACAGACAAAAGUACUUCUAGUGUUCCAUUGGAAGAAAGUGGAAAAGUCGUUGAUAACGAGUCCAGGGAAAUUUUAAAUCAUGGGAAGAAUUUGGAAGAAAAGAUGGAGACACCAAACAAGAAAACUGAAGUUCCAGCUAAAGCUAACAGCAAUGACAACGGUGGUGUCCAGGAGACUAGUGUUGGGAUGUCUUCACUUGAAGUAAUACAGUUAAGCGACUCGAGUGAAACGAGGACACAGAAUUCUCAAUUUUUUGAGGAAGGAAACCGGGGCACUAGUCCUAUUCUGGAAAAGGAUAAUGUGCGCAGUGUAAAUGGAAGUUCAAGACAUGGAUUAGCUAAAAAAAAAUCAGCAGAUAACAGAGUCAAAGCUAAGCAAGCAAACACUAAGAUUGAUAUGUGGUGGUUGAACCUCCGUUAUGUUCUAGUGAUUCUCAUGCAAAGAGGUUCAAACGGAGAAGGAGGAAAAGGUCUCUAUAGUGUGAAGUUUACUUCUAAGGAGCAGGGACUAAGUGAUGGUUCCUAUACUGUUGCUUUUGAGGAUCAUGCUGAUGCUAACAACUUCUGUUUUCUACUGGAUUCGUUUUUCGAAGAUUUGGGUGAUUUUAGUGCCAAUGCAGUUCCUAUGUCAAUACAAGAACUGAGUGAAGAAAUAAUAUCACGAGCCAAGAAAGUAAUAGUUGUGAAAAAGAGGCAGCUUCAACUCUAUGCGGGGCAACUACUCACUGAUGUUGAGAUGGCCUUGUGCUCUAUCAUAGAACAAGAUCAAAAUGCGCCGUAAUUGACCAUGUGGAGAUCAUUGGUACUUUAUCAAGUUCCAUAAAAAAAUUCUUAACACAGAAACAGCCAUUCUCACCACUAUUGGCGGUCAUGCACUCAUGCUAUUUGUUGACAUUUGGUGAAAAUUCAGAGUGAAGAGUGCUGGGUAAUAGUUGGAGUUAAUGGAUCCAGCAGCACAUAGUGAAGAAUGCUUGGUGACAGGUUUCCCUUCCUAAAGUUUUGUUUAAUCUUAGAAGCUUUUGUUUCUUACAAGUAGCAACAUAUCCCACCAAGGGAAGUGUCCAUUCUGGAGCCACUAGGUACGUGAUCUUAGCACAUCACAUCCGUUAUUUCUCUUUCUUUUUCACCAAAGGUGUCUAGACUCAUUGGGACACCCAACAUUUUCCAAUGUAAAGUCUGAAAUGGUGUUAUGGCACUAGGGUAAAACCAAAUAGAUCUAGUUUGGCACAAAUUUCUGUAACCAACAUUUGUUUAUAAAGCAAAGUGUUACCGAUUUGUCUUCAAUUUCUCAAAAAAGUUGUGGCAACAAUUUAUAAAUGUAUAAUCUGUCAAAUUUGACAAGAAUUUUAUUCUA
This is a messenger RNA of Lotus japonicus, 2583 nucleotides long. RefSeq lists its product as uncharacterized. Bases 154 to 2010 code for a protein of 618 amino acids. The transcript has 4 exons. Lineage: Eukaryota; Viridiplantae; Streptophyta; Magnoliopsida; Fabales; Fabaceae. The record is from RefSeq and is a predicted model, not a curated record.